UAUUGACAGCUCAACAGCAAUCGUUCGCUAAAAAUCUCUCGUCAUUCUCGGUUCGUCGAAUUUUGUGUGGAGUAAAGUGUCGUUUAAAGUUAAUUGAAAUAGUUUAAUUCCCGGGUUAAAACAUUGCUCCUGUAAGUAGAAUCUUCAUCUAACCGAAAGUACAGCAGAAAACCGUACAGCAUGGCUGUUAAAGCAAUCACCGAUGAAGCUCAUUUCCAAGCCGAACUAGCCGCAGCAGGAGGAAAGCUGGUCGUUGUGGAUUUUACCGCAGCUUGGUGUGGACCGUGCCGAAACAUAUCGCCUUUGUUCGAUCAGCUUCCGGCGAAAUAUCCAAAGGCAGUCUUUCUCAAGGUGGAUGUAGACAGAUGUGCCGAAACGGCGUCGUCCCAGGGCGUGUCCGCCAUGCCAACGUUCAUUUUCUAUAGAGCGAGGACAAAGAUUGACCGGGUGCAGGGUGCAGACAUUAACGGACUUGAAGCCAAAAUACAGAAACAUUACGUAGCCAGCGUGGAUGAAUCUGGAGAAGAUUACGGUCAUGGAAUGUUGGACUUGAACACCUUCAUCCAGAAGAACCAGUGCGAAUGUUUGAACGAAUCGGACGACCAUCCGAUGGUGAAUGCGCUCAGUUCCAGCGGUGGUCAUCUGGCGUCCGAUUGUGACGAACAGCUAAUUAUUUCGAUUACCUUCAACCAGGUGGUCAAAAUCAGUGCCAUCAAGUUCAAAGCACCGCCCUCACACGGACCGAAAAACGUGAGAAUCUUCAUCAAUCAACCGCGGACCAUCGAUUUCGAUAUGGCCGAGUCGCAAGUUUCGGUGCAGGAUCUGGUACUGGAACAGAAGGAUCUUGAAUCGGGCUCGCCGAUUCCGUUGCGCUUCGUCAAGUUCCAGAACGUGCAGAACAUGCAGCUGUUCGUGAAGGAUAACCAGUCGGGUGACGAGACUACCAUUAUCGAUCACUUGGCCUUCAUCGGGUCGCCGAUUGCAACGACUAAGAUGGAUGACUUCCAGCGGGUGGCCGGGAAGAAGGGUGAAAGUCACUAGAUUGAGCCGCCGGGAGAAUGAUGGUUAGAAGGCAGUGGAAGGUGCGGUGACGAAUAUGUUUGAUCGUGUACCUAAAAGGUUGAAGAUGGUGAUGCGCGUGAAUUUGUUCUUUUUAUAAAUUAUUCAAUAAAAUAAUGAGCAGGAA
Messenger RNA from Topomyia yanbarensis, 1186 nucleotides. Its product is annotated as thioredoxin-like protein 1. The record is from RefSeq and is a predicted model, not a curated record. The transcript is spliced from 4 exons. The coding region runs from base 181 to 1041 and encodes 286 amino acids. NCBI's taxonomy places the organism in Eukaryota, Metazoa, Arthropoda, Insecta, Diptera, Culicidae.